Messenger RNA from Alosa alosa (allis shad), 2272 nucleotides. Its product is annotated as carboxypeptidase O-like. The transcript is spliced from 9 exons. Gene Ontology annotation, biological process: proteolysis. The record is from RefSeq and is a predicted model, not a curated record. The coding region runs from base 100 to 1188 and encodes 362 amino acids. NCBI's taxonomy places the organism in Eukaryota, Metazoa, Chordata, Actinopteri, Clupeiformes, Clupeidae. Gene Ontology annotation, molecular function: metallocarboxypeptidase activity; zinc ion binding.
CACGCACAUCCAUCCAUAUACUCCUAUUAUCGCUGCAAACCGAGAGAUCAUUCAUUCAGAAUUCUCCCCCAGACAGCUGAACAGAGGACCAGUGGAGUAAUGAAGGGCCCAGUGGCUGUGGUUCUGAUGCUGUUACUAAAUAGACAGUUAGUCACAGCAAGAGUUCUCAAACAGACGGAGCCAAGAAAUUAUGACUAUACCAUGUACCACCCUCUGACUGAAAUCAUGGCUUGGAUGAGGAAGAUUGAAACUGAGAACCCUGAGAUAGUGUCCACCAUUACCUAUGGGACAUCCUAUGAGAACAGAGACAUCACAUUGCUCAAGAUUGGCCUGAAUUCCACUGAAAACAAAAAGGCCAUCUGGAUGGACUGUGGUAUCCAUGCCAGAGAAUGGAUCUCCCCGGCUUUCUGCCAAUACUUUGUCAAAGAGAUACUCCACACUUACAAAACCGACGCCAAGGUGGAGGAGAUGCUCAAGAACCUGGAUUUCUACGUCACCCCUGUGCUGAAUGUGGAUGGCUACACAUACACUUGGAAAGACAAUACGACUCGGCAGUGGAGGAAAAACAGAUCACCAGGCACGGGCAGUUGUAUUGGAACAGACCUCAACCGUAACUAUGAUUUCCUGUGGGGGACCAUUGGUGUGUCUACAGACUCUUGCUCCAUCAUCUACCCUGGUCCCAAGGCCAAUUCAGAGAAUGAGACCAGGGCUGUGGUGAACUUUGUGGGGGCAAGGAGUAAAGACAUCCUCUGCUUCCUGACCAUCCACUCGUUUAGCCAGAUGAUCCUCUUCCCUUACGGCCAUCCUAACAUUAAGGACCCCAACUACGAUGAGCUGACAGAGCUGGUGAACACUGCAGCCAAAGCCAUAAAGGCAGUCCAUGGAAUGAACUACACAGUGGGUUCCGUCACAGAAACAAUAUACCCAACAGGAGGCUUGUCCAUGGACUGGGCUCGCUUCAUCGGUAUCCCCUACUCCUUUGCCUUCGAGCUGAGGGAUAAAGGUGAGCACGGCUUCAAACUCCCAGAGGACCAGAUUCAGCCCACCUGUGAGGAGGCCUAUGAGGGAGCUCGCUCCAUCAUCACCUACGUCCAUGACAAGACCUUCCACAGUUCUGCUGUUAGCGUAAGGGCAACUCUGUGGACAGCACUGCUGGCCUCAUGGCUCACUAGCACCGCUCUGCUGUAAAGGAGGGGAAGUGAAUACAGUUUUUGCUCAUUGCUUAGGGAUUCCCAAACUGUAGUGGUAGGCUACGCGAGCUGCCACUAGUGGGUACGCCAGAUGAAAAGGGCAAUGUCUGAAAGGCGUUAAAAAUGAUUAAUUAAUUAAUAAUCUAAUUAAUUCAUAAAUAACUAAUACUUUCGAAUUGGGUUAUAAUGAUAUGGAAACUUGAAAUUAAAGGAAAUAAUUUGUAAACUCUAUAGUAGGCUAGGCUAUGUUUUCAUUAAAAAAAUAGGCUACCCACAUGCACGUGAUUUCCUUUGGGCAGCCAGAUUAUCUGGCGUUAGUUUCGUGGAAGUGUAGGCUAGGUAUAAGGCUACGCAAACAUGGAAAACGGGGACACUGUCCAAAAGGCCUAAUUAAAGCAAUUGAAGAGGAGAAGCGAGAGAAACGGGGGGGAUGAAGCCUAGGCCUAUGAUGAGGCAUAUAGGCCUAGGCUUCACGUUAUUUGGGAGACAGACUCCCCAAAGCCAGUGUGUGGUUUACUGUGGGAUGCUAUCUAACCAGUCUAAUGUUGUUCUCCACACUGUGAGAGCUCAUAGACCAGUUCAUGUUUAUCAUACAUUUAUCAUGUAGGGUGGCUAAUUAAACAUGAUGCCUGGAAUGUGUCAAUAGAAUGUUACUUUUUUAUGUGUCGGAUGGUGGGGGUACGCAAGCCGAGUCAGGAUGUAGCCUACUGUAGAAGGUGGUCCGCGGGAAAAAAGUUUGGGAACCGCUUAGACUAAAAAUGUAUGCUUACACCAAAGCCCCAAAACCUAAACUUGUAAUCAUACCUUAAACACAGUGUAACCAUAUGUAAAACACAUUUUCUUCUUUGAACUUUGUUUGUAAUUCUACAACAUGCAACACUGUUUACAUAGAUGCUUUGUUCAAGCAUGGUAUCUCUUGCAAUCAUUAAGAAAACAAUUCUAUUCCAACUGCAAAACACAUCUGAUAAUUGGAAAUACCCACACUCAGCUGAAAUCAAUUACACAGAAAACUGAACACCUAUCAGUCUGAGCCUUAACACUACAAAUAGACCUCAGAAAAGUCAUUGUGUAGGCCUACCUGU